CUGCUCUACCUUAUCAACUUCGAACCAAACAAAUUUCUAAUAAACUAGAACUCUGAGAGAGGGAGAAAAUCUCAAUCCAUAUUUUCUUAAAUUCCUAAAGCACACUCUCUGUAAAAACAGUUUCAAAAUAUCUCGCGAAACAAAUGACGCAACGUCGUUCUCAAUUUGAUGAGAUACAAUAAACAAGGUACACUCUUUUUUCUUUUUUAGGGGCUUUUACAGCCGACCUGUAAAGAACUCGAUUUGUAGGGUUUCGAAUUAGGUUUUUCUAGCUGUUGGAUUAGAAUGAUUUCUGUUACUAAGGGCGACUGUGAAUUUGAUAGAAAAUCUGCUACUAAUACUAAGGAAGAAAAUGAGGCGAAGCGUAGGGUUUCAGACGAGGAUGUUGUGGAUUGUUUAAUUAAAGAUGAGAAUUUGUUAAAAUCGGGAGUGGUUAACGAAGUUAGGGUAGUUCCCGAGGCUGAAAGAUCUGAGGAGGUUAGAGUUAGGGUUUGGGCUCCUUCGGAGAUCGGUUAUAAUUGUAACAGUACAGAUAAUGUAAUGGAAUCUGGGCUUGAAGUUGAGACGAACAAAGUGAGUUUUAAUCGAAUUGAUAGACAAAAUGGUGACCAUUUUGACGUUGGAAAUGAUAAAUUUGACAAUAAAAGUGAUAGAGUGGUGAGUAAUGUCUCUAGGGUUGAGGGGCAUGGAGAGGCUUAUAAUUCUUUGCUGUCAGAGUUUGAUGAUUUUGUGGCCAAUGAAAAAAUGAACACGGGAACAUCAAGGGCGUUGAGUUAUGGUUUUGAAGUGGGUGAUAUGGUAUGGGGCAAGGUUAAAUCACAUCCAUGGUGGCCGGGGCAUAUAUUUAAUGAAUCUUUUGCGACUUCCUCGGUGCGUCGCACAAGGAGCGAUGGUCAUGUGUUGGUUGCUUUCUUUGGGGACAGUAGUUAUGGGUGGUUUGACCCAGCUGAGCUUAUUCCUUUUGACCUCUAUUUUGCGGAGAAAUCACAACAAACAAAUGCUAGGACUUUUGUUAAGGCUGUGGAGGAAGCUGUGGAUGAGGCGAGUAGGAGGCGUGGUCUUGGAUUGGCAUGUAAAUGUAGGAACCCAUAUAAUUUUCGGCCUACAAAUGUUCAGGGGUACUUUACAGUUGACGUGCUGGAUUUUGAGCUUGGUGGGCUUUAUUCGGCUGAUCAGAUUAAUAAGGCAAGAGAAGGGUUUCGGCCUUCUGAGACUCUUUCCUUUGUCAAACAAUUGGCAUCAGCACCACAAGUUUGUGAAGAGUGGAGCAUUGAUUUUAUAAAGAAUAAGGCUACUGUUUUUGCUUUUCGUAAGGCAUUGUUUGAGGAGUUUGAUGAGACUUACGCACAAGCUUUUGGUGUGCAGCCAGCACACCCUUAUCAGGAUCGAGCUGCUUUAUUAGAUGAGUCUUAUAGACAGUCAACUAGAGCUCCUUUGAGUGGUCCAAGGGUAUAUGCUGAAGCUCUGGGCGGUGGGAAGAAAAAGUCUAUGAAGGUCAAAGAUCAUUCAAAGAAAGAAAAAUAUCUUUUCAAGCGAAGGGAUGAACUAGGUGACUCAAGAACUUAUCAGAUUAGCCAAGGGCAAGAAUUUUCAUCAACACCAUCUGCUGUCAUGGAGUCAUUGUCAACUUUGGUGGCUCAAGAUUAUGUGUUGCAGAACAGGGUUCCAGCAGCUCAUAUGGCAGUAAAAAUUGAAGAAACUGAGUUUAUAAGCAAGGACAGUCCAGGCUCAAGUGGGGAUGCAUCUGGAAAAGAAACUGCAACCAUAGAUCGUGCCCCAGCCUUCAGUGGUACUCCUAGCGGCAAAGUUGCUGCUAUAGAUGGAAGAUUAUCUCCAGAUGAAAUGAAAGAGAGGGCGGAACUGGGUAUUGUUUUGGGUUCCACUAGUGAAGGUGGAUGUGAUAUAUUAGAAAAGGUGGUCCCAGGAUUGACGGAUGGUGCAUUGCAAUUUUCUUUACUGGAAGAGGAGGUUAUGGUUGACAUUAAAAAUGAGGGGAGUGCAAAAAUGUUCAGAUCGAAAGACUGCUAUCAGCAAUCUGAACCAAGGAUUUUGGCAAGAGGGGAAGAAGGUCAUAGGUUAGAUCAAGUUCAGGACAGUCGCCCAAGCAUUCAUUCUUUGCCAACUAACACAAAACAUUCUGUUGGAGUUAGUCCUGAUGGUAAAGUAAAAAAGCCUAAAGCUCUUAAGCGGACUCUAGUGGACAUGAGCCCUCCUAACUCUAUGAUGGGGGAGCAAAAGAAGAAGAAAAAGGAGCUUGGCUUGAAAGCAAGUUCUGAUAAUCACCAGAAGCGUGUGGCUAUUGGAAAAGUUGGGCUUGCAGUUAUGAAGCCGACCAAAAAAUCUUCUCAGGUUGGUUUAGCUACUAGGGAAGAUACACAGGUUAAUAAUCAGAGAAAAGAUGUUGGUGAUGGUAUUUCUGUGUUGCCUUCAGUUGUGACCACGCCAGGAGUUUGCAUGGAGAAUAUUGAAGUUGGGCUUCCGCAGUUAUUGAGUGAUUUACAUGCUCUCGCUGUCAAUCCCUUUCAUGGUGUGGGAAGGAAUUGCCCUGCAAUUAUACGGCAGUACUUUCUGCAGUUCAGAUCCCUUGCAUUUGUAUACCAGAAAAACUUGCUUCUAUCACUGUCAUCUGAGACUGAGCCUGUUGAUGUUCGUCGUGCAAAAUCUUUAUCGGGUGUUGUUACUCCAGGUGAUAAUGUUAGAGAUUUGCUGUCAUCAAAACCAGUGAAACACCUAGCCAGGUCUGAUGAUCUUACAAAGGCUGGGCGAAAGCAUCUUCCGUCUGAUCGCCAGGAAGAAAUUGCUUCAAAGCGAUUGAAAAAGAUUAGUCUUAUGAAAUCAUUGACCACAGAGAAGUCUGGUCAGAGGACAUCGGAUGGCAAGCGAUUAGAGGAAAAAGAACGCACGACAACUGCUCGUGCAAAGCCCACUAGACCUGAUACUAUAAAGAAAUUAGAGCAUCCAGCCAGAGCACCGAAGCCCACUAUGCUGGUGAUGAAGUUUCCUCCAGACACAUCACUUCCAUCUGCUGCUGAGCUUAAGGCUAGAUUUGGUCGUUUUGGGUCGAUAGACCAAUCGGCUAUCCGUGUGUUCUGGAAAACUUCAACGUGUCGAGUUGUGUUCCGCUACAAAGCUGAUGCACAGGCAGCGUAUAAAUAUGCUAAUGGAAACAAUGCUCUCUUCGGCAAUGUGAAUGUGCGAUACAUUGUUCGGGAGGUAGAAGCUCCUGCAGCAGCAGAAGUACCUGAAACUGACAAAGGCCGAGGAGAUGACCCUGCCGUUGAGACCUCAUGUAUGAAGGAUCCCGUUCUUGAUCGACCAACACAUACACCUUUCCUGCAGCCAACGAUCCAGCUGAAGUCCUGUUUGAAGAAACCAACAGCUGAUGAAGCUGGGCAGGUAACAGGUGGUAAUGGCAGUAGAGGGACAGCUCGUGUAAAAUUCAUGUUGGGUGGGGAAGAAAGUAGUAGGACAGAGCCAUUGAUGAUUGGUAAUAGAAGCAACUUCAACAACAAUGCUACUUCUUUUGCUGAUGGUGGUGCAUCUUCUUCUGUUGCAAUGGAUUUUAAUAGUAAGAACUUUCAAAAGGUUAUUGUUCCUCCAUUUUCAUCACCCAUUUUGCCGCCGCCGCCACAAUUUGCAAAACCACAAUUUAAUAAUUCACAUCAUAGUGAAGUAGUAUCACCGCCCAGAAAUUCUCGCAUUCUUAAUCUACUCACAGUCCCACUCCCACCACCCACUGCCUCAACAAUCGAUAUUUCACAGCAGAUGUUAAGCCUUUUGACAAGAUGCAAUGAUGUGGUAACCAAUGUUACCGGAUUAUUAGGCUAUGUGCCUUACCAUCCUCUUUGAUUUGGGCAAAACAAUAGCGGAUUUUUAUAGAAAGGGAUCAAACUAAAACGCUGCCAAAUAACCUUCUUGUUCAAAGCUGCAAAAGCAAACGGAACCAAAAGGAGAACCGGCCAGGUCAUUUUGCUGUGAAAAAAAGUGUCAAAAUUGAAGAGAAUCGGUAACGAGGCAUUUGGGUUUCAAAAUGUAGGUGCUGUGCGGUUGAAAAAACAACACUCGUAUUGAUAUUUGAUAGUGCCUGCCAGCCGUCUGCUUUGAGUUUCUUUAAUUAAUGUGAUCUUUGUAGUAUAUGGGCCAGCUAAGCUUUGUACCUGUAUUAGGAAUGGUGGAAAUUUUGGACUGGUAGUUUUAUUUGCUUGAUUUGAUUUCAUUAUUGUGCCUCAUCCACCUGGGUUGGGGGUAAGGCUUUAAGACUCAUUAGAGUUUUGAUAAUUGGCUGCCUUUGAUUGUUGGAUUUCCAUUCCA
Molecule: messenger RNA, 4311 nt
Organism: Mangifera indica (mango)
Lineage: Eukaryota; Viridiplantae; Streptophyta; Magnoliopsida; Sapindales; Anacardiaceae
Exons: 2
Coding region: 286-3849 (1187 amino acids)
Molecular function (GO): nucleic acid binding
Source: RefSeq, a predicted model, not a curated record